Molecule: messenger RNA, 2726 nt
Organism: Ornithorhynchus anatinus (platypus)
Lineage: Eukaryota; Metazoa; Chordata; Mammalia; Monotremata; Ornithorhynchidae
Gene: XRRA1
Product: X-ray radiation resistance associated 1
Exons: 18
Coding region: 100-2469 (789 amino acids)
Cellular component (GO): nucleus
Molecular function (GO): protein binding
Source: RefSeq, a predicted model, not a curated record
CCUUAUUCCCAGCUACCCGUCACCCAGGUUUCUUCCAUGACCUGACUUGUCACUGAAGGCAGCGACCUCUGCUUCAUUGACAGCCCUCUAAAAGAGAGGAUGGCAACGGGACUGUAUAAAUUUGAUGAUGGAAAUCCUUCUUGGGCUAACUGCUUUCCUGCCAGAAACCACUUUCGGAGCCGGGAAGUUGCGGGCAGAGGGCACUGGGUCGUAGCUCAAAGAGCUACCCUGCGGAACCACUUCCAGGCCGUGGUUCGUGCUCUCACCGACUACCAGAAGGAGGGUAAAAGCGAGACUCCGCCAGUGAAGGUAGAGGACCUGUAUCGGGAAUGGCCUGGAUUUGAAAAGCUCCUCAACGGACGGAUGAAACGGGUCUUAGAUUUGCCCUUUUUGCUGAAGCAUCACUCUGUGGAGAGCCCUUCGGAGUUGUGCUCUUUGAAUGUCAGUGGGCAAAAUUUGUACAUGGCGAAGGAAAAUGACUUCGUGCAUUUUGACUCGGUCAUUUACAUCAAUGCAUCCGAGAACCUGUUACCAUUAGAGGCAUUUCACACAUUUCCCGCCCUCGAGGAACUGGAGCUCUCUUUUAACGGGAUUGGGAACGUCUGUAUCAGAACAGAAGAUUUUCAGUAUUUGGAAGUCCUGGACCUCUCUUACAAUAGCCUCUCUCCGGAGGCCAUCUAUGAGCUGGGAAUUCUGCCCCGCCUCAAAACGCUCUUUCUGACCGGCAACGGGUUGACGUCUCUCCCGUCCAACAUGGCCGUCGCGAUGCAGGAUAUCUCCGUCAUAUCGCUGAUGACCAAGUCUUUCAUCCUGAGGUUUCCGGUCCUGGAGACGCUGAUGUUGGAUGAAAACAACCUGUCUCGCCCUGAUGUUUUUGCAAGUCUGGCUGGUCUGAGAAGACUGAAGAAAUUAAAUCUGGACAAAAACAGGAUCACCAGGAUCCCCUACCUGCAGCAGAUCCAGACGUCGGACGAGCCGGAGGAGCCUCCUGCGGCCCGCGAGGUCGUCUCCCAGGGCCAGCCUGCUGCCUCCGGCCUCGGCCCCGCCUCGGCCGUCGGACCCCGGGGCCGGGAGGCUGGUCUCCGCCCGGGCAGCCGGACGGAGAAAGGACAGCUGGAUCGCACCGUACGACCAACCCGAAAGGGCGCGGGCGGGACAGAAGGUGUUUCCUCUCUCGUCACUCAAAUCCCACCAGUGACAUUGGCCGCCAGCCUCUGUCCCCUCGCCCCCAUAUUCAAGAUCCUGCCUGCGAAGUCCUUGAGGGUCCUGGAUCAAAAACUGGUCCCCCCGUUUCCGGAGCUGAUGCACCUCAGCCUGGCCUGGAACAAGGUCUCAAAGGAAGAUGCCCUGCUGGCUGUCGCUCUGUUUCCUUCUCUGAAUGAGCUGGUCUUCCACAGCAACCCUCUGGCCAGCAGCACCCGGGGUGACCCUCCUAUGCUGAACAGCUUCCUUCACCAGAGGCUGGGGAUUAAGUUAAUUCGAAAGAUGAUUUCAAAACCAAGCAAAUGCCCCGUUUUUAUUUCUCCCCGGGCUAACAGAAAGGUGCAGUCCUUUAUCCCCAAGGUCCCCAGAGGGCCUCGGGUGCUGGGCCUCUCGGCCACCCAAGACCCCCGGUGGGCGGCGGCGGACGACGGCGGACCCCUCCCGGCCAUCGGCUCGGCCGCCGCGGGGCCCAGCCGGCAGCGAGCGGGGCAGUCCGGAGAGGGCGGAGGGUCGCUCCCGCCCUGCCGGGAGGACACCCCACUAGGCCGAGAGUUUGACUCCUUCUUCGUGACACAGGCGAGCACCAUCCAGAGUUCUCCCUGGAGCCGGAAAGGAGAAAGAGGGGAGAGGAAACUGAAAGGAGGGGACAAGAGCCGGAGAAGAGCGAAGGGGAAGGUCAAGGAGAGCAGGAAGACGGAGAAGUCAGUCACCGUUGCUCCCCCAGGUCCGUACCGGGGCUACGAGGAGCUGCUGCAGGUGAAGCCCGACCCGGAUUUCGUCGAGCCCGUCGGGCUCCGGGAGAACGUGAGGGCGCUGCGGCGGAUUCUGGCCCGGCCCGGCCUUUACGGUUCCGGCAAGAUGAGGCCGGACCCCGACCAGACAGCGCGGGGCCUCGGGGACAGAAAGGUGGGGCAGAUGAUGGUCCCCGCUCCUCGAAGGGCCAAAACCCAGCUGCUGGAGGACGUCCUGACCUGCAUGAGGGCGCCCGGGAACAUCACCGAGACCCCGCUGGUCUCGGCCUUGCGGAAUAGAGAGCAGAGGCGCUACCGAGAAGCCGUCCACCUGCUGAAGGAAUUCCAGGUCAGGUACAAGCAGAUGGUGAGGAGCACCCUCAGCCCCAUUUUCGGCGGCUCCCAGGGAGCCUCGGCCGUGCCGCCGUGCAGCGUUCGGGACGACCCCGCGCCGGGCAAGAAGAGACUCUCCCAGAUCCAAGAAUUGGUCACUGGAUGGGGCCGGGAGGGCGGGACCGAGGCCCCGGAUUUAUAGGCCUGUUUGUGUCGAGCGGCCUUUCCCCGGGGGUGGGGAUGGGGGCGGCUCCCGAGGGGCUGCUAGUGUCACCUCAGGUAACCACAGAGGGAUGAGUGGGGCGUCAGCAGUGGCCUGGGACUUGGGCUAACGUCAGGCAGACUUGCCCCGAGCGAGCGGGUGAGCAGGCGAACCGGGGAGAGCCGGAGAGCCGGAGCAAGCAAGUGAGCUGGCCUAGCUGGAGCCUUGGGGGCUGCAAUAAACGACCCUGCAACAAA